This is a messenger RNA of Lingula anatina, 6228 nucleotides long. Its product is annotated as protein RRP5 homolog. Gene Ontology annotation, cellular component: nucleolus; small-subunit processome. Gene Ontology annotation, molecular function: protein binding; RNA binding. Gene Ontology annotation, biological process: rRNA processing. NCBI's taxonomy places the organism in Eukaryota, Metazoa, Brachiopoda, Lingulata, Lingulida, Lingulidae. The record is from RefSeq and is a predicted model, not a curated record.
CCCGCAGAAAGUUAAACAACGUGAGCAAAGCAUGUACGGCAUGUUGGUGUAACAGCAAAUUGGUAAGCAUUUACUAGAAAAUGGCUGCAAUUGAAGAGGCUUUUCCACGCGGUGGGAAGGAAAAAAGCAAAAACAGUCAGAUAACAAAUGUAGAUGAGGACUUUUUCAAGACUAAAGAAAAUAAAUCAAGGAAACGAGGAAGUUCUUCUAAGGAUGGUAUAAAAAGAAAGAAACUGAAGUCUGAUAAGGACCAAUCCAGAUCAGAAGCCACUUUUGGUUCUGAGACAUUAGUAUUUAAAGCUGUAUCUCCAGGAAUGCUGAUCUUAGGAUGUGUGAAAGAGAUCCAACAAUAUGAGUUGGUUCUCAAUCUCCCCAGUGGAUUGAAGGGGUUUGUCCCCAUUACAAGCAUAAGUGACACCUAUACUAAGCUAUUGCAGCAGAUGGUGGCAAAUAAUGAUGGUGAGAAAGAAGAGGACAUACCUAGCCUACAUGACCUGUUCACUGUGGGCCAAGUACUGUGCUGCAAGUGUGUUGAGUUAGUAGGAGGGAAAAAAGCAGGGAAGAAAAGGUUGAAGCUAACUAUCAACCCAGGCGAGGUGAACAAGUCCCUUCAAGCCUCAGGAUUAAAGGGAGGGAUGGUGAUUCCUUGUUCUGUGUCCAGUAAGGAAGACCAUGGUUAUGUGCUAGAUGUUGGAAUAAAAGGAGUCCAAGCUUUUCUAGGGAAUAAAGAUGCUGCUAAAGGAUUAGGAAAAGGAUGUGUGCUUCACCCAGGACAGCAUCUGAAAUGUAAAGUAAAGGGAAGCUCAUCAUUGGGAUUGAUGAGUGGAGACACCAGGACCAUUCAAGUCACUAUCAGCCUGAAAGAGUUGAAUGAUGCUGUGGUCCCAGAUGGAUCAACAUUGCAGAAUUUGCUACCAGGCAUGCUUGUAAAUGCAAAGAUAAGCAAGUUAUAUGAGAGUGGCAUUGGCGUGAAGUUCCUGACUUAUUCUGGCAUCAUCAACAAAUCUCAUUUAAUGAAAGAUCCUCAGAGUUUUCAGAAACAGGAAGAGGUCAGAGGCACAAUCUUGUACAUCCAUCCAACAACAAAAUCCAUAUCCUUAUCCAUGCUUCCACACCUCAAGGAAGUACAACCAUCAAACGAUUUGCUGGCAUCUUUUUCUCCUGGGUCAGUCAUAGAGAAGGCUGAGGUGUUAAGUGUGGACAAGACUAAAGGCGUCUACCUCAGACUUGAGAAGAAUGUGACAGCUUUUGCACCUUUAAAAAACCUUAGUGACAAAGAAAUCAAAGACAUUGCUCAAGUCUUCAGAGCAGGAUCCACUCACAGGUGUAGGGUACUUGAUCAUGACUAUAUGGACAAUAUAAUGCUUGUAUCAUGCAAAGAGAGUGUUUUAAAUCAGAAAUUCCUUGGCUACCAAGACAUUCACCCAGGGAUGGUUGUAGAGUGCAAUGUGCAAGGAAUUCACAAGAAGGGCGUGUCUGUGAAGGUUUCCAAUCAAAUCAGAGGUUUUGUUCCCACCAUUCAUCUUUUUGAUGCAGCACUAAAGCAGCCAGAAAAGAAGUUUAAAGAAAGCCAAAAAAUGAAAUGCAGAGUUUUAAAUGUUGAUCCUGCGAAACAGAGACUGAUCCUCACUCACAAAAGGUCUUUAGUGAACUCUAAACUUCCCAUCAUAACCCAAUAUAGUCAGCUGGAGACAGGCAUCACAGUGGAUGGAUUCAUUGUCAAAAUUAUGGAUGCAGGAGUAUUGGUGGCACUCUAUAACAAUGUUAAGGGGUUUGUCCCAAAGAAAGAGCUGAGUGCAGAGAAGAUAGACUAUCCUGAGAAAAUGUUUUACAUAGGUCAAGUUGUAAAGUGUAGGGUGUUGAACUGUUUCCCAGAUGAAGAAAGAGCUACCUUGUCGUUUAAGGUAUCUGAAAGGACUCCAUUUGGAAGUAAACUGGCAACAGUUCCUGAAGACUUUGAGAUUGGAAAGCUGGUUGACUGUAAAAUUACGAAGAAGACUGAUAGUGGUUUUGAUGUGGCACUGUUACCAUCCCGACUGCGGGCCUUCAUUCCCAAAGCUCAUCUAUCAGACCAUAUGGAGAACUGUGAAGUAUUAUGGGAUUCAUAUAGCGAAGGAAAUGUCAUCAAGAGUGCAAUGUAUUUUAAUAGAAGCAGUGUGCUUACUUUGACCAAAAAACCAUCUUUUGUUCAGGCUGCGAAAGAUGACAACCUUAUCACAGAAUUUUCCAAGAUAAAACCUGGCCUGUUGUUGCCUGGUGUGAUACACAAAGUGAUGGACUAUGGUGUGUUUGUGGACACCUGCAAUGCUCUGAUAGGCCUUGCUCCAACCAAGUUUAUGUCAGACAAGAGGGUAGCAGAUGCAUCCUCCCUCUACAAAGUGGGUCAAUCAGUGAUUGCCAAGGUCAUUGAAGUGGAUGAAGAAAAAAAGCGAUUUCUGCUGAGUUUACGAAUGUCUGACUGUUAUCAUGAUGACACCAGCAUUGGUAUUGACCAUUUAGAGGAUUAUUUAGUGGAGAGGGACUUGGUGUUAUCAAAACUUGAGGGAAAAAAGGGUCAGAAGCACAGACUGUCAGAGGUAGCCGUAGGGAGCGUAGUUGGUGUCACUGUUGCCGAGGUUACUGAACAUGGAGCACUAUGUAAUCUGGAGAGCGGACUCAGGGGCGUGGUCACUUAUGAAAAUAUGAUUGGUGUGACCUGUCAGCCUGGAGACCACUUGGAGGCUGUGGUCUUACAUAUAGAUGUCCUGGCCAGCUGCUUAGAACUGGCCUUCAACCAGGAACUGGUCAAGGCUAUCAAACAUAAAAGGGAGAAUAAAUUUUCACAGGUUAAACCUGGCCAGCAUAUGAAAUGUGAUGUGUUACUCAUCAAAGAUGACUUCAUCCUGGUUUCAUUAAAGGGGCAUGCCCUUGGUAAGCUGGGAUACCUACCUGCUAAGAAGCAUCCAAAUGACUUUCUGGAGAAACACCAGUUUAGCAUUAACCAAACAAAUUCAGUGGUUGUGAAGAGGAUAUACAUGGACCACAUUUUGUUGAGCCUGCAAACACAUGAAGAAAAAAAUGCCGAGCGGGAGGAGGCUGAGAAAGAAAAAUCAAGAGGAGUGCCAGAGCACAAGCUUAAGCUGGGAGCCAGGGUCAAGGCUGUCAUCCACAAGUUUCUUGAUCUGCAGAUAAACAUCAGCAUUGGAGAUGUGCCAGGUAGAAUAUGUAUAUCAGAAGUGGUGGAUGACAUUGAGGAGGGAAAAUCACCAUUUGAAGACUAUAAAGUGAACCAAGAGGUGAAGGUCAAGAUUAUUGGGUUCAGAGAUUCAAAGUCAUACAGGUACCUUCCAAUUUCCAAUCCAAAAUGUUCCAAAGCUAUUCCAGAGUGUACACUGAAGCCCAGUAAGCUGGCAGUGAAAGGAUUUAGGGAUGAUGAAGAUGUGUCAGCAUCAACAUACAAAAUAGGAGACAAAGUUACUGCCUUUGCACACACCUUUGUCAAUCACUGCUUGUGGAUGCAGGUCAAUCCUCUUGUACGUGGAAAAGUGUACAUUCUCAACCUGUCAGAUAAUCAAAAGGUGCUAUCCUGCCCAGAUCAGUACUUCAAGCCUGGUACAGCCUAUACUGCCACUGUUAUUGGCUUGGGCAAGGAGCUGGAGCUAUCAUUGGUUGGUGCUAAAAGUGAGGUCAAGGCAGGAGCUGUUGUCCGAGGACUGGUCACUCAGAUCCAGCCACACAGUGGUUUAAUGGUUCAUCUUAGUGAUGGCUACAAGGGCAAGGUGGUGUUCACUGACAUAGCAGAUACAUUCACAGACAUGCCAUUGAGCUGCUUCAAGGAGAACCAGAUUGUGCAGUGUUUUGUGGUCAGCUGUGAUAAGAAACAGAGGGACAAAUGUGUGCUUUCACUUAGGAAGUCAAGAUUAUCUAAGGAGGGGAAUCAAAGAAAUAAAGUGAAAGAUAAAGAAAUUGUCAAGUAUGAAGACAUCAAGCAAGGACAAGUUCUGUGUGGAUUUAUUAAUAAUAGCUCCAGCACUGGCGUGUUUGUCAGCCUUGGUAGGAAUGUAUCUGGAAGAGUGAAGUUUUCUAACCUCUCAGACUACUUUGUUAAGAAUAUAGAGGAAACGUAUCCUCCUGGAAAACUUGUGACUGCUAAGGUUUUAAGCAUUGAUGCAAGUAGCCAUAAACUUGAGCUGUCACUGUUAGAAAAGGACACUGGAGUCCCAGAGAGUAUUCCAAAGGCUCUCAUGACAAAUAAAAGACUUGGCAAACCAACGAAAACAAAGAAGCCAGUUACUGAACAAGAAAGUCAAAAAGAGACAGCAAUGAAGGAUACAAAACCUGUGAAAAGAAAAGCAGACAAAGAGCCUGAAAUUAAGAAGAAAAAGAAGAAACCUGAAGUGGCUGAGGAUCAAGACAGUGGGGUGGAUACAAAUGAUAAAUCUGAUUCUGAUACUGAAGUUAAGGCUGCAACUACUAAGAGACCAGCAGGUGGCACACCCAGGCUAAAACUUUCUACCAGCUUCUCCUGGGACACUAGCUUCAGCUUGCCUGGGAAGCAGGAGAGUGAUGAGAGUGAGGAUUCAGAUGAUGAAGAAGAGGAUAAACCAAAGAAAACUAAAAAGCAGAAGAUUGAAGAACAAAAACAAGAAGAAAAGAAACUUAUCGAGCGUGAGGAACGUAUGCUAGGCCAGCAGAUGGAGCCACAGUCAAUAGAAGAGUAUGACCGUCUGGUACUUCAGUCCUCUGACAGUUCUGUUGUGUGGCUGGCAUACAUGGCUUUUCUGUUGAAGACAACAGAGAUCGACAAGGCUAGAGCAGUUGCAGAACGUGCUUUGAAAACCAUCAGCUUCAGGGAAGAACAAGAAAAGCUUAAUGUAUGGGUAGCAUAUAUGAAUCUAGAGAACAUGUACGGCAGCCCAGAGCAGUUGAACCAGGUAUUUGAAAGGGCCCUCCAGCAAGCAGAGCCUUUCAAGGUCUACCAGAAGCUGAUUGAUAUAUAUGUGAGAUCUGAGAAACAUGAGCUGGCAGAACAGCUUUAUAACAAGCUAGUGAAGCGGUUCAGCUUGAGGAAGGAUACUUGGAUAAGCUUUGGGACAUUUUAUUUUAGACAGAAUAGAGCUGAGUCUGCCAGGAAGCUGCUCCAGAGGAGCUUGAAGAGUCUGGAGAAGAAAGAUCACGUUGAGCUGAUUGCCAAAUUUGCUCAGAUGGAGUUCCAACAUGGUGAGGCAGAGCGCGGCAAGACCAUGUUUGAGAACAUCCUCAGUAACUACCCAAAACGCACUGAUCUCUGGUCUGUGUACAUUGAUAUGAUGAUAAAGGUGGGAGAACUGGAGCCUGUAAGGCAUCUUUUUGAACGGGUGAUUAAUUUGAAUGUCUCAGCCAAGAAGAUGAAGUUUUUCUUUAAAAAGUUUCUUGAAUUUGAAAAGAAGUAUGGCAGUGAAGAAACUGUGGAUGCUGUGAAGAGAAAAGCGGUAGAUUAUGUUGAAUUAAAAGCAGGGGAGAGUUCAUAAUGCAGACUAUAACUGACUUGAAAAUGAAACUUGAGACCACAGGUUUUUUACUGAGGGCAAGCCACUCCAGUGAGGACUAAUGAAAUACAUUUGAGGGCCAUUGUUGACGCAGCACUUUUAACAUAUUGGGAUUUGAGAAACUCUUCAUUGUGACAUACAGAUCUAGACAGUGAAAAACCAACAGUAUAGUUUAGAUCCUUGAAGUGAGAACAAAAUUUAAAAACCAACUUGGUACCUUUUGCUUAUAAAUGAAUAAUAAACUUAAAAGAGUAAAUAAAUUUAUAUAUUUAGAUGUUUUAAUUUAUAUAUUUUAACUUUUUGUACAUUUUAACAGUUAAAGAAUUAAAUUUCAUAUCUUAUAAACUUCCGUUUGUAUAAGUACAGAUGAUGUACUGAUUUAAUAGAUUUCAAUAUCUUUUGACCAAGUUACAGCCUGGAAUUCAAAUGGAAUCUUUUGUUAAAUUUUUAUGGACAAAUAUGGGUGCCGUUGCCCAAGUAUUCAGCAAAAAUGAAAGUAUUUGAAAAUAUAGUGCUUACCAGUAUACUGAUAAAGUGUUUUCAUAAGUUUACUAAGAGUUUUUUUUUAAUCAAUAAGCAUGCCUUUAUGAUAUUGCUUAAAAGACUUGAAUUUAUUUCAUGUAAAUUCCUAGUUUCAUGAAGCAUUGUUAGACCAUUUCCAUUUUCAUAUUGUAUAAAAUCUUAUUAAUCAAAUUAAUCAAUCUGGUCAUUUGAAAAAUGA